This is a messenger RNA of Bursaphelenchus okinawaensis, 6138 nucleotides long. NCBI's taxonomy places the organism in Eukaryota, Metazoa, Nematoda, Chromadorea, Rhabditida, Aphelenchoididae. The record is from the annotation of a GenBank genome assembly.
AUGGCCGCGCAAAGUGUGCAGAUUUCUAGCCUUCUGGAGAAGAUGACCUCCGUGGACAAGGACUUUAGGUUUAUGGCGACGAACGAUCUGAUGGGAGAGUUGGAGAAGGAGGCUUUGAAGCUCGACGACGAGAUUGAGAAAAAGGUAAUAAAUAAAACUGUUAGAUUUAUCAAACUAAUAACUUUUAAAGAAUAUUGUUUUUAAGUUUUAUAUUGAUAUCUUUAAAUGUUUUUGACUUUUAAUAUCGUUUAAGAUUACUCGGACGUUGUUAAAGUUGCUGGACGACAAAAACGGGGAAGUUCAGAAUCUGGCGGUCAGAUGCCUGGCUCCAUUGAUGCACAAAGCGAAACAUGGAAAUGUAAGUCUUUAUCAUAUUAUUAUUGAAAUUUUAGGUUGACUUUAUUAUUCAAACCUUGUGUCAGAACCUACACGGAACGUCGGAACGCGACCGUGAUGUUAGUUCGAUCGCUUUGAAGACGGCUGUGUCAGAGUUGUCGACCCAGCUUAGUUCUGUUCAAAUCAAGGAUAUAUUGGGCAUCAUUUUCCCGAAACUUAUGGAUAUUUUGCGUAUGUUUCUUUAAUUUAAGGGCUUUAUUGUACUUUAUCUUUAAUUAUGGAGAUAGUAUACGAAAGAAGACAUUUUUAAAAGUUUCAGGUGGUAAUGGACAGCAUGAUUCAGCAUUUAAAAUUGAAAUCACUGAUAUUUUGGGUAUCUUGAUCACCAAAUUCAGCCACACUACUUUUAUAAACUUUGAAGAAGUUGUCGACGUCUUGUUCUACCAACUCUCGAAAGACCGUCAAUCUCUAAGAAAGAGAGCGAUUACCGUGUUAGGACAAGUUUCUGAAGUGGUUGAAGAUGACGUCUACUGCGACAUUGUGAAUCGUCUCUAUGAAGGCAUCGAAAGUGGAUCUAAUUCUGUUGUUCGUGCUCACGUUUUGGCGGCAAGCACGGUCUCACGGUCUGGACGUGGUUUGAAGGGAAGGCUUCACGAGUUCAUUAACGUGUUAGUUAACUAUUGUCGAGAAACGGACGACGAUGAACUAAAGGAUGCUUGUGUUCAUGCUUUCGAAGUAUUCAUAUUCAGAUGCAGCAAGGAGAUAAGCCCGUUUUUGAAUGAAAUUCAAAGCAUUUGUAGUGAAUUUAUCAAGUACGAUCCUAACUAUCAGUACGACGAUGAGAAUGGCGAUGAUUCUAUGGAAGUCGAUCGUAAGUCAUCGGUUUUAUUAAAAAUAUUAAUACUUUGUACAAAUUUAUAUCAAAUUGCAAAUAAUCAUUUUUCAGAGAAUGAUUCUGAGGAAGAAGAAGACGAUCUGGACGACUAUUCAGACGACGAUGAUUUCAGUUGGAAAGUGCGAAGAAGUGCUGCUAAGUGCUUCGAAGCCUUGAUCAACUACAGAACUGACCGUCUUGGCGAUCACUACAACCAAAUUGCUCCGCUGUUGUUAAGCCGCUUCAAAGAAAGAGAAGAGAACGUCAAGAUCGACAUCUUCAAGGCUUACGAGGCGUUGUUAAAACAAACUCGACUGUACCUGCCUGAAAAAUUGGCUCAAUUUGACAAUUCUAGCAAUAUCAGCCCAUUUACUACAAUCGAAUCGAAGAAUGUCAUCUACACUAAAGAGUUUGCGAGAAAGGUAUUGGAUGAGGAAACUGACAACAAACAGAAGACAGUUCUGAAUGCCUACAACGAACAGGUCUCAAAGUGUGUGAAGGCGAUCUGUAAGCAACUGAGAUCAAAGUCACCUAAUGUCAGGUUGAACUGCUACUCAUUGUUGAUUCAUUUAGUCAGGUAAGAAGUGUACGAUUCUUGUAUCUUAUUUUUAAGGCAUAAAUGAGAUAAAAAGAUUAUUGUUGUUUCAGAAUUUAAGAAAUAAUGUUUUGCGACAUAAUUUAAAUAAAUGAUCUUGAUUUAGAGCUUUUCCUGGAUGCUUGGAGAACCACUUUGAUGUUCUUAUUCCGCUGAUUCAAUCUUCAGUCAAUGAAUCCUCGGCUGAUAACGCGACCAAGAUCGAUACUCUUCAGUUUUUGAACUUGUCAUUCUGUUCCCACGAGUCUCAAGUAGGUUUUUUUUUAAAAGACGAUUUCUGAGACGGUGAAGCAGCCUGAAACAGGCAGGUGCACUAGAAAUUAACCCCCUGUUUUUAUCGUCUUAAUGCAUGAGAUAAACCGUUUUAAGAUGUAUAGUGAAGUUUUUUUGCACAAAAUGUCAUUUUGACAUUUUUAUGACAUUUUUUGCCAAAAACAGUGAAAAUUUAUAAUAAUUUUAAAAAUUAGCAGAAUGUUUUAAAAAUUAGUACACUUAUGUUUUUAACUAUGCUGAUUAAAAUUGUAGUUGAACAUUUUUUUCUAAAGUUACCGUAACCUACCGUAACCCGCCCGGUCAAUUAUAAAAGUGCAAAUAAAAAAAAAUUUAACACGGUUAGUCAUAGUCAAUUUUAGCAUAUUUGAAAUCUACAUGAAAUUUGGGUUUGAAUAGACGGUACGCUCAAACUUAAAGCUGCCAGUUUUUGGGGUUUUUGGUCAAUUAAUUAAUUACGGUAGGAUACGGUCAAAAAAUUAAAAAAUUACUGUGCCAUUAUUACCGUCUAUUCAAACCCAAAUUUUAUGUAGAUUUCAAAUAUGCUAAAAUUGACUAUGACUAACCGUGUUAAAUUUUUUUUUAUUUGCACUUUUUUAAUCGACCGGUUGGGUUACGGUAGGUUACGGUAACUUUAGAAAAAAAUGUUCAACUACAAUUUUAAUCAGCAUAGUUAAAAACAUAAGUGUACUAAUUUUUAAAACAUUCUGCUAAUUUUUAAAAUUAUUAUAAAUUUUCACUGUUUUUGACAAAAAAUGUCAUAAAAAUGUCAAAAUAACAUUUUGUGCAAAAACACUUCACUAUACAUCUUAAAACGGUUUAUCUCAUGCAUUAAAACGAUAAAAACAGGGGGUCAAUUUCUAGUGCACACCAUGCUUCACCGUCUCAGAAAUCGUCUUUUAAAUUUUGGUGUUUUAAUAUUUUUUAUCGAUAUAAAUUGUGAUAUUUUAGGUAUUUGUGCCAUACUUUGACUCUUUGGUGGAAAUUGUGACAAAAUGUGUGAAUGAAAGUUUCUACAAGGUUAGUGCAGCUGGCCUGAUUGUUCUCCAGUCACUGAUCAUUGUCCUUCAACGUACUGGAGGUGGAUCAAAGUAUCUGGAAGGAAUCUACAAUGUCAUCUUGUCUAAACUUGUGGUUGGCGACAUUGAUCAAGAAGUAAAAGAAAGAUCGAUCGCUGCUGGAGGUGUUAUUCUCGCCGCAUUUGGAAACGAAUUGAGCCCUAAACUGCCGGAAUUGUUACCUUUGCUGGUAGACAAGAUUAACAACGAGAUAACUCGACCAACUACAGUUCAGGCUUUCUGUGUUAUUGUCAAUUCGGCUGUCAUUGUGGAUUUGUCGCUGAUCUUGGAGAACUUGUUACUUCAACUGUCAGACUUUUUGAGGAAAAAUCAACGAGCAUUGAAAGUGAGUUAUUGUUUGACUUAUAGGUAUUGUUUUAGAUCGCUUCUUUGUCAUUGCUUAGCUCUUUGGUCACAAAGUAUCCGUUGGGUCAGUUACCUCCAGAAGGUAUCACUAAAGUCAUCAAUGAACUGCCACCACUGAUUUCGGAAUCUGACUUGUUUAUCAGUCAACUGUCUCUUCGAUUGGCCAAGGGUAUGUUUCUUUCAGUUUAUAAAAGGGGGUUCCCAAUCAGUUUUAUAUCAAAAUUUUUAUAUUAUUUUAGUCAUAACUCUUCUAUACUUUUAGAUUUGACUGAGAAGUUCCCUGUUGAAAUGUCCGGCUCUUUGGGAAAUAUUGUGGAUGCUUGUGUUACACUAGCCAACAACUCGAUCUUGGUUGGCAAUUUGUUGCAAUGGGCUGUCGAGUUGUUCACUAACAUUGUUUGUGAAAAUAUUCCUGGAAAGCCACAGUUCUUGGUAUACUUUUUUAUAAUUUUUCCUUUUGAUUUAAAAUUGGGUUUUUAAAAUAAUUUUUAAUUUUUUUGUUAAAUGUUUUUUGAUUUCAUCUUGUUUAAUUUAGGCAUUGAUGGAAGUUUUGACUGUUCAAAUCUACAGUAACAGCAAGAUCUGCACUCGCCAAACAUAUCAAAGCGUCGCUGUGAUUAUGGCACACUCCACGAAAGCCUUGAACAACCACGAAUACACCGUGAAGAUCAUCUCCGGUUUGGUCAACUUGCUGGAACAGAACCAAUCUGAUGGACUAGUUUUGUUUGCUCUGACAGCUUUGGGAGAACUUGGAAGAAUUUUUCCAGAAUCUUUUGCUGUGGCCAAAAUCAAUCCCGAAGAACUGAUUACUGCCAGCUUCAAUUCGGAGUCAGAAGAGCGUAAAACAGUUGCCAGUUUCGCUUUUGGAGCUUUGGCUAGUGGAAAUCUGGAGGUUUAUCUGCCAGCUCUGUUGAACGAGAUCAGAAAUCAACCGACUCGACAGUAUGUUCUGUUACACGCGUUGAAGGAAGUGAUUGCUUCACAGAAUCCUGAAAAUCACAGCUCUGUCUUCGAUUCGGCUGUGGAUGACAUCUGGACGGUUUUGGUUGGACAUAGCAACAGUAACGAAGAGAGCACCAGAAGUGUUGUCGCUGAGUGUAUGGGACGUUUGUGCCGUAUCUUUUUGGAUCUUCUUCUUCCCAGGUUGAUUGUAAGUUGGCUUUAUUUUGUUUUUUUAGGGUCUGAAAUCUUAUUGUAUUCUUAUGUUUUUAGGUACUACUACAUUUUUUAAAAUCUUUAUGUUGAAAUUGCUUUGAAAAAUAAUUUUUUAAUUUAGGAAUGUAGUACUAGUGGCAACGCGAAACAACGUUCUACUGCGGCGGGGGCCGUCCGCUUCAUGAUUGUGGACUCGAAAACGUCAUCAAACGACGCGUUGAGGGAGAACCUGGGGCCUUUGCUUCGCGCGAUCGACGACGACGAACUGGACGUGCGAAGAACGACCAUUAUGACUCUGAAUUCUGCGGCUCACAACAAACCCCGCUGGGUAAGUCGCCGAAAAAACAGCUUUGACCGCGUGUUCUUUUGUUUUUAACGUCUGUUUCAAUGCUUUCAGAUCAAAGAGUUGCUCCCCACCUUGUUGCCAUCUUUGUAUCGCGAAACCGAGAUACGUAAAGACCUGAUCCAUGAAGUGCAAAUGGGACCCUUUAAACAUAUUGUUGAUGAUGGACUCGGAUUGAGGAAGUCCGCUUACGAAUGGUAUGAUUUAAGGGUUUAUUUUAAAUUUAAAUUUAUUUUUGUUAUAUUUUAGGUAUUAUUUUCUAUGUAUAAUUAUUAUCAAAUUAUCAGUUUUGUUAAUUACUUUUUGAAGUUUUACAUUUUUUUAUUUUAGUAUGUACACUCUGAUGGAACACUGUUUGGAUCGUAUCAACGUGAGCGAAUACAUGAGCUACAUGGAAAAGGGUCUUCAGGUAGGUUUAGCUAAUAUUACGAUUAUUUUGAACAAUUAAAAAUGAAACUUCUAAUUUAUGCUGUUUAGGACAAUCACGACAUCAAGCUGCUCAACCUGUUGAUGUUGACCAGACUGGCUCAAACCUGCAGUGCUCAAGUCGCUCAAAAGAUUGACCGUUUUGCUGAUUUAUUGGCUGUAAGUGUGAAUUAUAUUUUUAUUUUAGUGUCAUUUAGGUUUUUUGUAUGUAUUUUAAAAAUAUAAGUGGUGUUUGAUUAAAAUUGGGUUUGGCAUUUAACUUUACUGUAACAUUUAUUUUUAGCCUCUUCUGGCUCUGAAAGCCAAGGAAAGUUCGGUGAAACAAGAGAGCGACAAGAUUGAAGAACUGAAACGAGCUUGUAUUCGAACUAUUUUAUCGCUAAAGGUGAGCGGCGACAAAACUUUUUCGACUUUUAUAGAAACAAAAGACAGAUAGCUUUUUUUGCGGCUAUAAUUAUAAAAAUACGGUUUAAAUCGUUAUUUUAAAGGUUUUUAUUUUCUGGAAAGUCAUAACACUUUGAUUUUUUAAAAUUUUUACCCUUUUAUCUUUCAGAGAAUCCCGGCAUUGGAUCGCUCAGCUCGCCUUCAGCACUGCUUCGAGACCGUGCAACUCGACCAGAAGUUGAAGGGCAUCCUAGAGUCACUGGAGAAGGACAACACUCUGAAAUUGUUAUCUGUCCACAAUCAGGACAUCCAAAUGGAAAAUGAUUACUAA